Cajanus cajan (pigeon pea) is the source of this 3250-nucleotide messenger RNA. The record is from RefSeq and is a predicted model, not a curated record. NCBI's taxonomy places the organism in Eukaryota, Viridiplantae, Streptophyta, Magnoliopsida, Fabales, Fabaceae.
CGCCUAAAGAUACGAAUGUCACGUUUUGAUCCAAACAAGGAACCCAACCCUUCUAUCUCUCUCUCUCUCUCUCUCUCUCUCUCUUAGUUCAGAAACCGCUUCACUCUUUCUCUCUCAACCUUCACUCACUACUCACUCUCCCUACACUGCAGAGUAAAGUUGGCACCGAUGAUGAGCAGCACCCUCUCAUGAAACCGCACCCAAUGCAAAAACCCUUCGCACACCGCCAUAGUAGAUCCCUUUCCUAGAUCUUCUCCCUGCAUGCGCCAUUACUCAUUCCAAAGGGGUUUUGGGCUUCGAGGGGUUCACCCGUUUGGCGCAAAAGCGAAACCUUUGGGCCCUUUCCCAAGUGGGUAGCUCCGCAAUGGCGCGUUUGGAUUGAUCCUUAUUUUUUUUAGAGGGUUUAAGGGGUUUUGAGAAAUGGGUAGCUCCGGUGAGUCGAACAUGAACGGAAUCGACGCGUCCGUCGGUGGCUUGGUUUGGGUCCGACGCCGAAACGGGUCCUGGUGGCCGGGUCGGAUAAUGGGUCACCAUGAAUUGUCGGAGAGUUGUUUGGUUUCUCCGAGAUCGGGUACACCCGUCAAGCUCUUAGGUCGUGAGGAUGCAAGCGUGGAUUGGUAUAAUCUUGAGAAAUCCAAGCGGGUAAAAGCUUUUCGCUGUGGAGAGUAUGAUGAAUGCAUUGAGAAAGCAAAGGCAUCUGCUGCAAAUUCAAACAAGAAGGCAGUAAAGUAUGCUCGCAGGGAAGAUGCUAUUCUUCAUGCUCUUGAACUAGAGAGUGCUCACCUGGACAAGGAACCAUUAAGCUUAUGCUCCAGAUUAGAUAAAUCUGGUAGUGAUAAUGGAGGAUCAGCUGGAGAGUUACCACUUAUGUCUAAUUCUGAAGAUGACAAUGAGGAUGUGAUUGAUGAUCCGAGUGACUCUGAUGACAAUUCUAAUUCAGCUCCAGAAUUGUCACAAUCUGGCAUAUCUUUUGAAGAGCCUAAUCACAAUGGUUCUUUAAAGAUGCAAUCUGUGCAAGGAAGGAGGAGGAGAACACCUAAUGAUUCAGAAGAUGAUGGAUCUGAAGGAGUCAAGCGAAUGAGAGGACUUGAGGACCUAGGCAUUGGUGUAAUGUCAAAAAGAAAGGUCCAAGGUACAGGUACAUCGGAGAUUGUUCAGCACAUUAGUGCUUCACUCAACAAUUCAACCACAGGGAACUGCCUGGCAAAUGGGACUUCUGUAAAUGGUGGUAAAGGUUAUUCUGCGACAAUGAAAAGGAAGAGAUCACAAGUGGCAAAUGCUCCUGAACUCCUGAAAAGGAAAAGUCGACGCCGACCAUUGACUAAGGUUUUGGAGAGUACAGCCAUGGUGUCAGUUCCUGUCAUUUGUGAUCAACUUCUCAGUUCAAGCAGUUCUCCACUUUGUGGGGUAACUGAUGGAAGAAUUUCAGGAUUAGAUUCUAAUGAUUCAAAGAAAACUUUUCCAGUGACAACACUUAAUUCAGAUGGUAAUGAGGCUGCUUGUGAGAAUGGAACUUCAUUAAUUGUUCAUGACCAUGGUAGUGAUGAUGCUUCCCAGAUCAAUCAUGGGGUCAAGGAGAAUGAGACUUCUGGCAUACCAGAGCUAGUGGGCAAAAAUUCUCCUGAAAAACUAUUUGAUGUGCCAUUUGUUGGGGUUCUAGGGGAGGAAAAACGCACUCUGGGUUUCUCAUCUGUACUAGUUUCUUGUUCAUCUGGCAAGCCUCAAGUUAGUGCAUUGGGACAACCAUCUUGUAAUGCUAGUCAAUGUGAAGAUGUGUCUUUGAGAACAGCUGGUCACAAUAUUGGCCAUAGAGCAGACAAAAGUAGUUCAAAGUGGCAGUCAAAAGGAAAGAGGAAAUCGAGACAUACUAGUAAAAAUAUAAAGCAACUCUCAAGAAAAUAUGAGGACACGGACCAUCAAUCCAGUGCUUAUUUGCCAGGAAUAGGAAACUCAGAUGGAAUCUAUCAGGGUGCUGGUCAGAAAGUUGAUUGGAAUGAAAUGGGUGCCCCUAACACUUCAUACAAUUGUACUUCUCAAGUUAAGGGCAAACCUGUUGCUGAAGGCCAACUAGAUGGAUUUCGGGACUUGAAGCAUAUCAAGGGUACAACAGUGGAGGCAAAGCUAUUGCCCGAUGUAUCUCUCACACCUCAGAGAUUGCUUCCUUAUCGCCAUUCACGCUUUACUGUUAACUCCAGAUAUCAAAUGUCAGAUUUUCCUGGAAGAAAUCAUUGUUCUGAUGCUUCAUUAUACGAUGUUAAGCUAGAAGUUAAAUCCAGCUACCGGCCACAGCAUGUGCCUUUGGUUUCUCUUGUGAGCAAACUGAAUGGCAAAGCCUUCAUUGGACACCCUUUGACGGUUGAGGUUUUGGAUGAAGGUCAUUGUGAUAAAAUGUUGAGUGGCAUUGGAUGUGACUUGGAGGCUAGUGAUGUCUACUGUGUGGCCAAACCAAAAUUGGUCAGCGGAAGAAUACGAUCCAAGAAUUUGAGGCGUUUAUCUAGUAAGUCUUCCAAGAUGAAAAAAUCUGGGCUUUCGAAUAAAAAGAUUCGGAAAUUGUCAUCAUUGACAGGUCACAGGCAGUCAGAAGAGGGGAGAAAACCGGUGGUAGAUAAGCUGAAGGGUCCAGUUAUAGCCUGUAUUCCCCUUACAUUGGUAUUCAGUAGGAUACAUGAAGCAGUGAGUGGUCAGGCACGGUCCACACACCGUGCAAUACCAACAUCUAAUCCAUGACUUGUGUUGUUGGGAAGGAUUUAGAAUGAAUGGAUGAUGCUGCGGAUAAAUGCUUCUUUGGUAAUUUGAGAGAUUUUGGUUUAGUUAUGCAGACCAUAAUAUUAUCUACUUAUUUUUAACUAUAUGCACAGUUUGCAGCCCCACAUAUAUGAAGGUUGAAUCUUCUGUACAAUUUUCAAGACAUUUUCAUGUAGUGGUAGGGAGUUAUAAAUCAUCUGAGGCUUCUCCUGGCUCUGUAAAUAAUGUAACAUUGGAUGAGGUGUAAAGAGGGAUAUGGUCUAGUAUUAGGUGUUUGACCUGAUAUUAGGUUCUUAUAAAGUAAUGAAUUAGGAUGUUACGGAGGUUCAAUAACUACAUUUUAUACUCAUGUUGGAUUUGGAGUCGAUAGUUUAUACCUCUAUGAAUCCUACAAGGCUAAAACAAAGAAAAAUGCAAUUAUGAGAACAUUUGGAUCAAUCCCCAUUUCAAUUUAUUGUUUGUAUGGAACCUUGUUAUGCAUAUCAAUACAUAUGCCGGUUGCCCA